AGAANAAAAAAGAUUGUACAAUGGCCAAUACCUGUGAAAUGGCAACCCCAGUAGAGGCCCCAAAUGGAAUUACUCCCAAAGGGAAGCACUACUACACAAUGUGGCGUACCUUGUUCGAAAUCGAUGCUAGAUACAUCCCCAUAAAGCCCAUAGGCAGAGGUGCAUACGGCGUGGUUUGCUCGUCUGUCGAUCGGUUGACAAACGAGCGUGUGGCCAUCAAGAAAGUCAACAACAUAUUCGGUAAUCGGGUGGACGCGCUCAGGACUCUGAGGGAGGUGAUGUUGUUGCGUUGGGCAAAGCACGAGAAUGUGAUCGUUCUCAAGGAUGUGAUGGCGCCUGCCGAUUGGCGGGGCUUUAAGGACCUGUACAUGGUGUACGAGCUGAUGGACACGGACCUGCACCAGAUAAUUAAAUCCUCCCAGCCUCUGUCUAAUGAUCACUGCAAGUACUUCAUUUUUCAGCUUCUCAGGGGAUUGAAAUAUCUACACUCAGCCAACAUUCUCCACCGGGACCUUAAGCCCGGGAACCUCCUCAUCAACUCCAACUGCCACCUCAAGAUCUGCGACUUCGGGCUGGCCCGCACCAGCCGCGCCAAUGGCCGCCUCAUGACCGAGUACGUGGUCACUCGCUGGUACCGCGCCCCCGAGCUUCUCCUCUCGUGCGACAAUUACGGGACCUCCAUCGACGUCUGGUCCGCGGGCUGCAUCCUUGCCGAAAUCAUGGGCCGUCAGCCCAUUUUCCCGGGUAACGACUGCCUGACCCAACUCAGGCUCAUCAUCGGCAUUCUCGGAACCCGGCCCGAAUCCGACCUCGAGUUCAUCGACAAUGCCCGGGCCCAAAAGUUUGUGCAGUCUCUCAAUUUCUCGGGUGGGACCCGCUUUGCGUCACUGUACCCGCGCGCGGACCCUCUAGCGGUGGACUUGCUUGAGAGGAUGCUCGUUUUUGACCCGGCGAAGAGGAUAACGGUGGAGGAGGCCUUGUGCCACCCGUACUUGUCGGGCCUUUAUGAAUCGGGCCAUGAUGCGCCGGCCCAACAACGGGUGGAUGUGGAUGUGGAUGUGGAGGAGGGUGUUGGGGAGAGUGUUAUUAGGGAGAUGGUGUUGAGGGAGAUUCUGUACUACCAUCCUGAAGCUGCUUAUGGAUAUGGGAAUGUGCUGUAUUAAUAAUAAUAAUAUGUUUUUGGGCUGAGGGUUGUAGUUUUUGUUCUUAUGUAGUGAUUUUUGUCAUAGUAAGGGAAAUCUGCUGUUGGGCACUGUUAGGGUGUGUUGAGGCAGUUUUUUUCCUGGUAUUGAUUGUGGGUUGUAGCUCAUAUGGUCAUAUGUGUGUAAUAUUUUCGCCUGGUUUGUUUUUCGGCGUUUUUAGCUAAUAGCUGUUUCAACGGUUUUGACCGCCUGUCAAAAGGUGAAAUUUGUAUUUGUAUUUAUAGUUGUAUGUCAAAAGAUUGUGCUUAAAUAGUUAUAGUUAAUGUAACAUAAAGAAAAUGUUUCUAGUAAAUAAGUAUCAUUCUGAAGCUGCAUAUGGCAAUGGGAAUAUG
Molecule: messenger RNA, 1534 nt
Organism: Striga asiatica
Lineage: Eukaryota; Viridiplantae; Streptophyta; Magnoliopsida; Lamiales; Orobanchaceae
Source: the annotation of a GenBank genome assembly